Rotaria socialis is the source of this 465-nucleotide messenger RNA. Lineage: Eukaryota; Metazoa; Rotifera; Eurotatoria; Philodinida; Philodinidae. The record is from the annotation of a GenBank genome assembly.
AUGAAACGUAACCAGGAUAAUUCAUCAGCAGCCGUCCAUCAAUCAACACUAAAACAAAGUUUAGAAAAUCAAUGUCAGCCGAAUGAAUUAAGGCCAUUUUUUUUCUGCCUGUGUAAUCCGUCUAAUAGAAUCGAUAUUUCCAAUAGUAAAUUUUGUACAUGUGAAGCAUAUAAUCGAAAUAAUAAUGCUGAUAUUCAAGAGGAAAAGCUUUAUCCAUGUAUCAGAAAAAUUUAUAAUAACGAUACAGAUCUGCUUGAACAGGUACAUGUUGUCAUGUCAAAAGACAAGCCGGAAAAUGCAAUCACUGAGCCACGCCGUCGACAUGGACGAAUUUCAAAACAACGUGCAAAACUUUUCAUUACUGAAUAUUGUACUCGUAAAAACGAUGAUAACAUUUCAUUCGAGACAAAUAAAAGAAAUCUUGAGAGAAUUUACGGUCGUAAAAGAAGUGAGCUAUCAAGCUAA